This is a messenger RNA of Chrysemys picta bellii (western painted turtle), 5547 nucleotides long. Lineage: Eukaryota; Metazoa; Chordata; Testudines; Emydidae. The record is from RefSeq and is a predicted model, not a curated record.
AUGCCGCUCUCAGGAAGUCGGGGAGGUGCUUCUCCAAAGGCCCAGGACGUUCUAGGUCCUAGGAGAUUAGUGACCAACGAAGCCACCACGUGCGGAAUGCCUGAAACAUGUGACUUCAAAGAUUCCAUUUCCCCUUUUGUCGCUAACCAUAAAAACAGUCCCCUGGGCCCGGCACGCCGGAGAGCAGGCUGCCCGGAUACUGCGGCGACGGGGGCCACGGGCCACGAGGAGCAUGGCGGGGCCAGUGUAGCUGACACAGGAGGCUGGGCAGGACCUGAAUGCAAAGGGAGCUUAAAGCUGGCUGUGCCAUGUCCUUCCGUCCUGCGCUCAGCAUAGGGAAGGCCUGGCUGAGAACUGAGGCCCAGCAGAGUCCACCGUCGGGGAAUGUGCGGCAGAAUUCUCCUCUGGGUGCAGAUUUGGUUCCCAGGAUCUCCCCGUUGGUGUGUGACUGCUACUCGAUGAAAACCUGCCCUGUGUGACCUGGCAGAGAUGCUAGAGUAUGUUAACUCUGAACCCUACUGAUGACACACGUGCACAUUUACUUUAUGUCCUAAGGUGCAUCACCAAGUCUUUGAGGAGAGAGAAGUAAGGAGCUCUACCACAUUUGGGGAUCAAAGGGUGCCAUGAGGGCGGGCUCUGAACUGUUGAUUGCUUUAGCAGAAGGAGCCAGCUAGUGUCUUCUCCCACAAUCUCCUGAUGCCUUCAUAGGUGCCAGCCCCCUGCUGUCCCUCCCCAGCUGCCAUGCGCUGCAGGCUCUCCCUGGCAGUUCCCAUGGUGCAAUCACGCAGCGUCCAGCAGCUUACGGCAAACGUGGAAAGAGCGCCUGGCAAACGGAGCUGGCUAUCCUGCUGCGCAGAGGGCUAGGGGACUCCUUCCAUCGUCAUUAAGGCACAGAAUUUCCCAUCUGCUGCACCAGAGGCUGCUGAGUUCAGCGGGGGGCCUGGCCACCGAGUCCAGUGGACCUGGCAUGGAAACCGGUGGGCCACAAAAUCCAGGGGGGGCGGGUCACUAGAUCCAGGGGUCCAGCUGCAGAACCAACAGAGUUCUGGGAGAGGAAGGUGACUCUGCUGUUUGUACAGUCAUGCCCCCCGGGUGCCUGCCUGGGCUUUGGGCCCCCAAUCCCACCUCUGCUCGGUAUAUUUGGGGAGAGCCCGCUCCUUCUUCUGCAGGGAUCUGGAGCCAUCUGGCUCCUGCGUGGUUUGGAUCAGAUCUUCCCAGGGACUCCUGCAUUCAGCAGUGGGCCGGCAUCCCCAGCACCUCGGCGUGUGCACUCUGCCAUCGGGGCGGCGUGCUGAACGGGUGCCGUAGAGGGGGCGUCCCAGAGGCCGAUCCCAGUGCUGGCUGUGAAUGGAUCUCCAACACCGCUGGAAGUCUCUACUGGUCCUGUGGUGCGUGAGCCGGUGCUGGCUGCCUUGGGCAGCAUCUCUGCUUUCCCAGGCAGGAUGGGGUUACAGUGAACAGCGCUGCCCUCUCUGAUCCACUCUUCUCUGGAAAUGGGAAGGGGAGGCUGGCCUUGGUUUCCUCCGCAGAGCUAGACGAUUCCUCCAGCUGUCAGGCUUCCACUCUGACAGCUGUAGGGGAGAGGGGAAGGCGCCUGCUGCUGCUGCUGCUGCCGCGCUCCGGGACUGGAUCAACCCCCCACACCCUGCAGAUUGGAGACCCGGCGGGCGACCAGGCGCAGCAAAGGGAACUGCGUUGCCGAAGCCCCCUCUGCAUGGGGGGAGCUGGAGACCCUGGUGGGGGCAGCAGGGCGAUAGUGAGGAAUCUCUGAGCUCUCGGGCGCCGUUUGCUGGCUGCAGCGAUCACUGGGCGUAUUGGACCGGUCCGUUCAGCCCAGCCUGGACCCCCCAGUUUUGGAUGUGUGUGGGGGGGCAACCUCUCCAGGGCGUCGUGGGGGCCUGCUGGCUCCCAGCCCUUGGCCUGCUGCCUCUGACUUCAAAGCUGACGCAGCCACAACCUUCUGGUCUGAAUUAAGCCCAGCUGUGCGGAGCUGCAUUCUUUGGGGCUGGCUCCGGCUCCCCCCUCCGCCCCCCGUCAGCAGCGCAUUCCACCGCCCGCUCCGGAAGCCCCGGAGCUGCCCUGUCCUGACAGCUGCGCCGCAUCUGCCUGCUGCGGAGCCCGGUGACCCCGAAGGAAGCGAGAGCGACAAACAGCCCCCCACCGGGUCCUGUCCCCACACGGCCAGCCAGCCAGGUGAGGCCAGGGUCUGUGCCCGCCGGGGCAGUGGGUCUCUAACUCUGCCCUAGCCCCCCCGGGGUGCGCGAGGCUUCCAUGGGGCUUGCCGGAGCCUGUCGCCUGCUGCCGCUCUGCCUGCUGGUGGGGCUGCUGACCCCCAGCCCGGGGCAGCCCCCGCCGGAGCUGACGGACGAUGAGAUCGAGGAGUUCCUGCAGGGCUUCCUGCGGGAGGUCAGCCCCGAGGGCGAGGAGGAAGCCGGGGGGCAGGGGCUGGAGGAGCCCCCCGAGCCGCAAGGGAGGCUGAAGCCAGCAGGGAAGGACAAGGCGGCCAAGGCCCCCACAGAGGUGGAAGAAGGGACAACUGUGAAGGUUAAAGAGAAACCUAAGAAAGGAAAAAAGGAGAGGCCUCCCAAGCCCACCAAGAAGCCCAAGGAGAAGCAGCCAAAGGCCACCAAGAAGCCCAAGGAGAAGCAGCCAAAGGCCACCAAGAAGCCCAAAGAGAAGCACCCAAAGGCCACCAAGAAGCCCAAGGAGAAGCAGCCAAAGGCCACCAAGAAGCCCAGGGAGAAGCCUCCCAAAGCCACCAAGAAGCCAUCUGGCGGGAAGAGGCCCAAGAUACCACCCCCCACCCAGCCCUACGAGGAAGAGGAGAGGUACCGGCAACCCGAGAGACCUCUGAUCCCCCCACCAGCCAAAAAGGAUUACGACCUGCCCGAGACUUCCAGAAUCGCCUCACCCUAUGACGAGGAAGAGGAGAGGUCCCGGACAUAUGGGGAACGGGAUAAAGCUGGAUUUCCCGAGGAGCCGGACGAACCGCGCUGGGCUGAAGAACAGGAGCCGGGGAGCCGCCGGAAUGAGUUCCAUGAGCCCCCGACGGAGCCGUGGGAGCCCGGCAGGGAGGACCAGAGACCAGCGCCCGACCCCGUGCUGACGGAAAAGCCCGAGCCACCCACGCUGGACUACAAUGAGCAGAUUGAGCGGGAGGACUACGAGGACUUCGAAUAUGUCCGGCAGCAGCAGAAACCCAAGAAACCUCCGAGCAGGAAGAAACCUGAGAGGCCGCCAUUGGAGGUGGAGGAGAAGCCAAAGCCGCCCGUGGAGCUACCCCCUCCGCCCCCCGAGAGGGACUACGAUGAGGAGCUGCCACUGCCACCACUGCCGGACUAUGACGACAUGGAAUACGGCCUGCCCCAACCCAAGAAGUUCCCCAGCAAGAAAGAGGGUGAAGGCGAGAUGGAAACGGAUGAGGAGCAACUCAAGCCACGAAAGCCCAAGAAAGGCGGCAGCAGCAAGGAGGAGGAGGAGGUGGACACGGAUGAUGACAAGUGGGCGGAGGAGAAGACCAAGGAGCGGAAAGGGAAGCCGAAGAAGCCGGGCGGGAAGAAGUGGGAGACAGAUGAGGACGAAUGGACGCCCCCGGAGGAGAAAACGAAGUGCCCCCCCAUCGGGAUGGAGUCCCACCGCAUCGAGGACGACCAGAUCCUGGCCUCGUCCAUGCUGCGGCACGGCCUGGGAGCUCAGCGCGGUCGGCUCAACAUGCAGGCCGGCUCCAAUGAGGACGAUUUCUUCGACGGCGCCUGGUGCGCGGAGGACGACACCCGGGCUCACUGGAUUGAGGUGGACACCAGGAGAACCACGAAAUUCACCGGGGUCAUCACACAGGGCCGGGACUCCCAGAUCCAUGACGAUUUUGUCACCGCUUUCUACGUGGGCUUCAGCAACGACAGCCAGAACUGGGUGAUGUACUCCAACGGCUAUGAGGAGAUGCUCUUCCACGGCAACGUGGACAAGGACACGCCGGUGCUGACCGAGUUCCCGGAGCCCGUGGUCGCACGCUUCAUCCGGAUGUACCCGCAGAUCUGGAACGGGAGCCUGUGCAUGCGGCUGGAGGUGCUGGGCUGCCCCCUCUCCACCGUCAGCAGCUAUUACAGCCAGCAGAACGAGGUGACGUCCACCGACAACCUGGACUUCCGCCACCACAGCUACAAGGACAUGAGGCAGCUCAUGAAGGUGGUGAACGAAGAGUGCCCCAGCAUCACGCGCAUCUACAACAUUGGCAAGAGCUCCCGUGGCCUGAAGAUCUAUGCCAUGGAGAUCUCGGACAAGCCGGGGGAGCAUGAGCUGGGGGAGCCUGAGUUCCGCUACACGGCCGGGCUGCACGGGAAUGAGGUGCUAGGCCGCGAGCUGCUGCUGUUGCUGAUGCAGUUCCUGUGCAAGGAGUACCAGGAUGGGAACCCGCGUGUGCGCAGCCUGGUGACUGAGACCCGCAUCCACCUCGUGCCCUCCCUCAACCCCGACGGCUACGAGAUCGCCAGCCAGGGGGGCUCGGAGCUGGGCAACUGGGCACUGGGCCACUGGAACGAGGAAGGCUACGACAUCUUUGAGAACUUCCCGGACCUGGCCAGCGUGCUGUGGGCAGCCGAGGAGCGGAAGUGGGUCCCACACCGGGUCCCCAACCACCACAUCCCCAUCCCCGAGCACUACCUGGCCGAGGAUGCCCACGUGGCUGUGGAGGUGCGCGCCAUCCUCGCCUGGAUGGAGAAGACCCCCUUCGUGCUGGGAGCCAACUUCCACGGCGGGGAGAAGCUGGUGUCGUACCCCUACGACAUGGCGCGGCCGCCCCGCGAGGGGGAGGGGGAGGCGGCGGCGGCGGGACGCUCGCUGGACGACUACGAGGACGAGAACCUGGAGGCGCAGGAGACCCCCGACCAUGCCAUCUUCCGCUGGCUGGCCAUCUCCUACGCCUCGGCUCACCUCACCAUGACGGAGACCUUCCGCGGGGGCUGCCACACCCAGGACAUGACCAAUGGCAUGGGCAUCGUCAGCGGCGCCAAGUGGCACCCCCGCGUGGGGAGCCUGAACGACUUCAGCUACCUGCACACCAACUGCCUGGAGCUCUCCGUCUACCUGGGCUGUGACAAGUUCCCCCAUGCCAGCGAGCUGCAGCAGGAGUGGGAGAACAACAAGGAGUCGCUGCUCACCUUCAUGGAGCAGGUGCAUCGGGGCAUUAAGGGAGUGGUGACGGACCAGCAGGGGGACCCCAUUGCCAACGCCACCAUCAUCGUGGGAGGAAUCAACCACAACAUGAAAACAGGUACGGCCAUGUCCCUGGGCGCCCCCCCCCAGCGAUCCCCCGGGCGCCCUGGCCUCACCAUGGAGGGUCCCCAGGCACCCAGCCGCCCCAGUCUGCAAUGGGUGCUGUUCUUCCCCUCCACUAAAGGGCACCCAGCCUGGGCCCACCCCUGUGCCCGGUGCUGUCCCCUCUCCCUCAGGGAUUCAGCCUGUGCCCACCCAGUGACAGGCGCUGCCCCCACCUCUCCCUGGCCUUACACCAGAGCACAGACCCGGCAGCCGUAAGUGUCCCCGAGCUGG